AAUACCCACUGGGUCCCUAGUACGCAUGCGCCCUUCCUCACGUGUGUGGAGAACAACAUGACAGCGGCUGCAGCCUCUGAAUAAAGUGCUCUACCGCGGGUUUAUGAGAUCUAAUUAAUCCGACAAUUAGCUUGCAUUUCUGACGGACAACAGCGAUGGCAAUUCGAGCUAUACGGAAGUUUCGUUGGGUAGAGGGGUUGUUCUGUGUGUACAAACCCCCCGGCGUCCAUUGGAAGCUCGUCCGAGACAGGAUAGAGACUUGUAUUCUUGAAGGUGUAAAUGGCACCCCUUCCCUACCCCCUGGGGUCAGGCUGUUGGGACCAGGCAGAGGUCCCACUGAACUGACGCUCUCUGCAAGCUCCCUGGCCGCUCAUCCUCUGGUCCGUGGACCUGAGUUCAGACGGAUCAAAGUGGGAGUCGGACAUCGUCUGGACGCUUCAUCCUCCGGAGUGCUGGUUAUUGGAGUUGGACGUGGAAACAAACCACUGAAUGAUCUUUACCAAAUGUGCUGUACAAGGGAUUAUACUCUGGAGGGUGAAUUUGGAUUUGCAACGGAUAAUUUCUCUCGCACGGGCAGGAUUGUUGAAAGAUCCACAUAUGAUCACGUCACACGGGACAAGCUGGAGAAAGUCCUGGCCAUGUUGCAGCAGGCCAAUCAGAAGGCCUUGCUCAUUCACUCCAACGUGGACAUGCGCUCACAGGAAGCCUAUGAGAUGGCUGUGACAGGGGAACUCGGUCCGCAGGGGAAGUCCCCCCCCAUCCUAACCGGCCUCCGGGUCACAGGCUUCCAGCCUCCCUUCUUCACUUUGGAGCUGCAGUGUCUGAAUGAAACCCAGCGGUAUCUACGUAAGGUGGUGCACGAGAUCGGUCUGGAGCUGCGCAGCACAGCUUCCUGCACGGCGGUGCGGAGAACACGAGACGGACCCUUCACGGUUGACCAGGCCCUGACCCGGGGUCAGUGGACCGCCGCCCAAGUGGCUCUGACCAUCCAGCACUACAACAACUCCAAGAGACAAAGCAGACCGCUGCCCGCCCCGGCAGCGCUGUGAUCUGUCUGUCCAGCAGAGUCCUGCGGUUGGCAGUGAAGACAGACAGACUCGCAAUGAAAACUAUCUGGAUCAUUACUGAACUUGUUUGGUUUAACAACUUUCCUGGGUUAGACUACCUCCAUUUACAUAAUUCACUGGAGAUAAUUACUUUCUUGACCUGAUCUUAAAGUGAAGUAUUUAGCUUUUCCUAAUUAAAGGGCCUUUAUUUUACACCAAGGUGUGAGUCUGAUGAGCCACUCCAAGCGGUAUCAGAAUCUGCCCUGUGACUUGGUGACUUCACAAGUGGGAGUGGCCUCCUCGAUUGGCAAUCUAUAGGUAAGCCUGUAGUUGCUACAGUCCAACGGGCAGGCUGGUACAUUGAUCUGUUCAGAUUGUACCUGGGUAUUCCAGAUAUCACAGGGCAUGGCAGAACUUUGGAAGGAACCCCAAUAGGGUUCCUUCAAAACGACUUUAUACUCCUGUCCUGCCCUCAUUCCCACAUGGGUUCUCGCUUCGCCCACUUUACCAAGGAUGUAUCGAGGCGACCUGUGGGGACUUGGGACAGCGAGGUAUCCCAGAAUGCAAUUCAGAACAUGGUAUUGGGGCAUGUGGCAUGUGGCAGUAUGAACAGGGACUGGUAGAGCUGAUAUCACAUUGAUUAGAGAUCAUUUCCAUUAAAUGAUCCGUACAAUGUAAUUUUCCCUGGAACAUUUGCAUAUUUAUUUAGAAUCAUUCAUUUAUUUAUUUUUUACUUACAUUCAUGCAUACAUUGUCAUAACUGCUAUAAUGAAGCGUUCUACAUUCAUGGACUAAUGCCAAAAACCAAUCCAAAUGCGUGGAGACCUUGGACACGGGUUUAACCUAAAGUUGGAAAUAAAGGAUUCAAAAAAAGUAAAUCCAAGAGAAUAACUAGAAUAAGACUAAUGAUGUAUGGCAUUCCAAACUGGGAGGCUCUGAUUAACUAGCACAACACUGGAUAGGGAUUUAACUAAUUGAUUGUACGCACUUAAUCUACAUUGCACUUAUUCACAGUACUUAAUUGUGUAACAUCUGCAGUAGCUUCUAGCAUUGCUGUACACAGGGAAUGGGUUAGCCUAGCGAUUGUUAGUACUUACUAGCACUUGGCUCUAUGAACAUCUUUACUGUACUGACAGCGAUAUAUUGUUUCACUUCUUAUGACAAAUGUACUUAUUGUAAGUCGCUUUGGAUAAAAGCGUCAGCUAAAUGCCCUAAAUGUAAAUUGCUGCCAUCUACUUGAGAGCUGGCCUUGUUACAACUCAAAAGGAGAAGUUCAAGUCAGGUUCUAUUUUCUAUUAAGGGAAGCAGUUAACAUGCACGAUGGAAAUGAAAUGGGACACUUCGCUAGAUUGUAGACUGUUCCUCAAUUACAUUCUCCAUUUGCACGAUUUAGAUUUGCAUUCUCAGGUUAUGGGCUACAACAGUAUGAAUGACUCAUUUGCAGCCAAUUGCAA
Molecule: messenger RNA, 2500 nt
Organism: Gadus macrocephalus (Pacific cod)
Lineage: Eukaryota; Metazoa; Chordata; Actinopteri; Gadiformes; Gadidae
Gene: trub2
Product: TruB pseudouridine (psi) synthase family member 2
Exons: 8
Coding region: 156-1049 (297 amino acids)
Biological process (GO): RNA processing; pseudouridine synthesis
Molecular function (GO): RNA binding; pseudouridine synthase activity
Source: RefSeq, a predicted model, not a curated record